Molecule: messenger RNA, 1980 nt
Organism: Pipistrellus kuhlii (Kuhl's pipistrelle)
Lineage: Eukaryota; Metazoa; Chordata; Mammalia; Chiroptera; Vespertilionidae
Gene: CUNH9orf43
Product: chromosome unknown C9orf43 homolog
Exons: 13
Coding region: 297-1712 (471 amino acids)
Source: RefSeq, a predicted model, not a curated record
CUCCCGGUCUAAUUAACAUAUUACCCUUUUAUUAGCAUAGAUUAGGAGACCUUCUGAAGUCAGUCUGCUCUCAAACUCUUGCUACUUUACUUCACACUAUAUAUUUUUCAUACUUAUUUGUUACCCAAGUCUUAUCCUAUGACCACCAUCUACCUAUAAGAGUUCAGUAGAAAUAUUUGAUGCUUUGAGUCCAUAUUAAGAUCUGGUUAGUAUAUAAUACUCACUAAUUAUGUGGUUGUUUCUCCAGAGGGCUAGAAAGCUACAAGGUUGACUUCUAUCCCAAGCCAUUUAUAACUAUGGACUUGCCAGAGGAGAGCCAGUGGGAUGAAACCACUUGCAACUUGGUGGCUUGUCAGCAUCCACAGUGCUGGGCUACUGUCCGCCGCAUUGAGAGGGGCCACCCUCGAAUCCUGGGCUCGUCCUGCAAAACUUCUCUGGAUGUUGACGACAAACUCCCAGUGCUCACCAUUGUAAACCUCUCAGACACCUGCUUCAAGGCCAGGAGACGUCCUCACAGUCAUUUACGAGGACUUACCUUUCCUAAGCCUCACUAUGCAUCGUCUCAGAGUUCAAAGUUUGACUUCAAAUUUCAAGGCAGGCCUCACAAGGAUUUACCUGACAAAGAUUUGAUCAACUAUCCUAAUAGACCUCCCAAAGGAAGUCACAAAUUGAAAAAGCUUCCAGUGCUAAAUUUGAAUGAGACACAAAUUCCUUGUCCUCAAGAUGUUAGCAAUAUGAUUGUAGUCUGGAUCCCAAAAGAAUCAGGGGCGAAUGUGAGUCCAGCUAAGCAGUAUGUUGCUCCAGGCCAGGAUGGAAAGAAGAAAAAAAGAAAGAUAUCUACAGUGUCAUCUGUGGUUCUCUCUAGAAAGCAGAACAGAAAAGCAAAGUUGAGCACUUCAGGGAUAACUGUGCCUCCCCCAUCCCCAGAACAACUUUUUGAGCCACCAAAUUCAGAAUUCGUAUCUUUCUUGAACCAAUUUGGCACAUUACCUCAGGAUCUCCUGAAGGAUCUUUUGUUAGAUGAAGGGGAAAGGUCGCCUUGUCUGGAAACGAAGACACAGUUGGCCAUGGGGAAGAGCCGGCCUGAGAGCGCCGUUUCUGGUCAGAUGUUUUUAUCUGUGCACCGCCUCACCCUGCAAAGACCAUCAUUGAAAUAUCCUGAAUAUUUGAAGAAAUUAUGUUAUAACCGGAAGAUAAGAGAUAGGCUUUCUAGUGCUGCCAGAUAUCCAGGUCUUCGGAAGCAGCAGCAGAGCCAGCAGCAGAAGUCGAAGACACCUUCUAAGAAACCGGAGGCUAAAAAGAAAUCCAUGACUGAUCCAGGGAGCCAGAGCACUGCGCGUAAAUCUUUAGGUCACAGAACUCUAUCACUGGGCCGGAAAAGUGACAGCAAUCAGCAGCCGCAGAUGGAGAAUGGCCCCAUCUUGAAACAGGAUUCCACAGAGAGACCACAGACGGGCUCUGCUGAGGACCACCUGGAUUCCUUCUCCAUUAAGCAGAGUCCUGAAUUAUCCAAGACAGAAUCCACUAUCAAGGACUUUGGUACUCAGAUAGAGGAAGUGCCAGUAGCCCAAGAGGAGACUCCCAAGGACCUUUCAUCCAGUAUAUCUAGAGCAAGUAUGAUAAAAAUACUGAGGAUUUUCCAGUCUGCUGAUGAUGCGGCUGAGGAGAAGAAACUCUCUGGGUUACAGAGUAAAGAGUCUCCAGAGACAUAGGUAGAAGGCGUCACUGGGGCAGACUUAUUCUACAGCAGGAUGCUUAGAAAUCCAAGGACUGUGACCUUGGACAUAGGGCUAAAAGGAGUGGGGACUUCUCCUUGGGACCUUUACCAGGGCCUGAACUUAGGGAUUCUGUGUUCUUCAUUUACCUUUACUUGCCUCUAAAAUAAGUGAGGAGGAAAGAGCUUCACUCCUUUUAAACUUGGAUUGUUUCUCUUAGAUUAGGACCAGAAUAAUUGCAUAAUUAAACAUAGCUGCUGCUUAA